Molecule: messenger RNA, 1206 nt
Organism: Maudiozyma saulgeensis
Lineage: Eukaryota; Fungi; Ascomycota; Saccharomycetes; Saccharomycetales; Saccharomycetaceae
Source: the annotation of a GenBank genome assembly
AUGAAAAGCUCAAUCUUAUUCCCAUUAAUUUCAAUACUCUCUACAAUUGUUAAUGCUGAUACUACUUUAGGGUCUUCCGGUAAGAUUCAAUUUUCUGGAGUAGGAUAUGAUUUUAGUUAUCAACCUAUCAGUAAAAUUAAUAAUGGUAACAAAAAUUGUUAUUGUGAGCUUUCAGAUAACGAAGAAUGGGUUUCUGGUACAAAUACUCCAUUUAAUGAAUAUUUAGCUGUUCAUGUUAGAGGUCCAACAAAAUUAUCUAAAUUUGCCUAUUAUAUUUCAAGUAAUUUUACCAUUGGUAAUAGUUCAACCUCAACUAGCUGGAAUCGUUCUGCAUUCUUUGAUAAUACAGAAGAUUUCCCCACAAUGGAAAAUAUAACUUUCUUAGGACAUCAAGGGGAUGACUCUAGUUGCUUAGGGAAAGCUUUAACUUAUAUUGGUCAAGAUGGUAGAACACCACAAAAGACAAAUACUGCUCCUGGUAAAUAUAUGCAAGAUGUUUCAAAUGUUGAAUAUAUCAUUUAUUCAAAUGUAUCAUGUCCUAAAUCCAGUGUUAAUGGUGGAUGUGGCGUAUACCGUAGUGGUAUUCCAGCUUUUUACGGGUUUGGUGGUGUCACUAAGAUGUUUCUGUUUGAGUUUUCUAUGCCAACCGAUUCAUCAAAUGAUACUGGCAUUUCAUACUUCAAUGCUCCUAAUAUUUGGUUAGGUAGUGAUUCACAACCUAGAGUGCUUAGUCAACCAGGUUUCCAAAGUAAUUGUUCUUGUAUCUUCCAAGGUUGUGGUGAAUUCCAAGUAUUUUCAGCUAAUGCUACCAAGAUGAAUUCAUCUAUGCUUACAUUGCAAGGUUUGAAUGGUAAUACAUCUCUUGAUAUCCAAUCUAUGUACACAAAUAUGGAUGGUUAUGGUUCCUUUGAUAGACCAAUUAAUACUACUGUUACAGGUGGUGUGGUUUUUGAUUCAAGCGGGAACGUUGUAUCGUUUUUAUCAUCUGAUAUUGCCUUUGAUGAGCAGUUAACUUCAAGUUCUGUGAACGCAAUUUUAGCAGAUAUUCCAGAAUUAGGAACAACAAAACAACUUAAAGCAGGUAUUCAAACGGCUCCAACUACUACUUCCAGUAGUAAUAGUGCAUUACCACUGUCCUCUAAGGUCAACAACUGGAUGUACAUAUUUACAAUUGCGACCACUUUACUGCAUAAUAUUAUGUGGUAA